Molecule: messenger RNA, 2303 nt
Organism: Tigriopus californicus
Lineage: Eukaryota; Metazoa; Arthropoda; Copepoda; Harpacticoida; Harpacticidae
Product: mitochondrial glycine transporter A-like
Exons: 2
Coding region: 946-1980 (344 amino acids)
Biological process (GO): glycine import into mitochondrion
Cellular component (GO): mitochondrion; mitochondrial inner membrane
Molecular function (GO): glycine transmembrane transporter activity
Source: RefSeq, a predicted model, not a curated record
CGGGGCCUCGAAACCAGUUUCUCAUUUGAGUAUUUCAUGGUAGAACCGCCGCCAUCUUUCCCCAUUUGUUCUGCCACAUUCAAGCCAAGAACAUCAGGUUCCUGGUUAAAGAGAGCUAUUUGGUCCUAGACUAGAGAUUGGAUAGCAAUUCCUCCCCGAGUAACGAACUCCAUUGGCAGCGCUCUGCCCUCUUUCUAAAGAUUGGUUCGUGGCAAUCGUUUGAAUCAAGGUUUGAGCCCUUGAGGAACCCCCCAUUGUCCACUAUUUUCAAGCAGCAACAUGAAAUGCUCCGCGUCGAUGUCGAAACAAUCUGACUGGGUGCUAUCCCAGGGUCUGACCAAUCUCAAGUGGGAAUCUCCCGUCGUUCACACUUGUGCCUUGAGCUAUUUGGAUUACACCGACUGGCUCCAACUCUACACGUAAAUCCCCUCCCCCUAUGCCCCCUCCCAACUUGCUGUGUGUAGAAUUUUGGAUCGGAGUGUUCCGAGCCCUAAUCUAGAUUCCAGCACUCAUCCCAUCAUAAUCAUUAUUUGCCCAUCCGUUUAACCCCCACCCCCCGGGCGCUCACCGUGUGUUGCAGUGUGAAACUGCCGUGUGAGGUCGCCCAAAGACUCCAAGAUCUGUGAAAAGGUCGCCAGUGAGAUACAGUGUGGAACUGUGGUGAACCAUUUUCCAGAUCGACGUCCCUCCCUACCUUAUCCUCAACAUUAUCCCCAUCCUUCUCCUCCCACUCCCGCUCCCACCCCGUUUUCUACUCCUUAAACUUCAAUACUACCUAUAGAGCUGACAAGCGCUUUAAAAAACAGUGUGGAACUGUUUGCAGUGUGGAACUGAUCAAGUGUUUUGUUAGUGCUCUCAAGAAGUCGUCAAGGUCAAUUAUCAAGUGCCUCUGUCUCCGAACGACCUAAUAUCUGUCAUCCAUCCAAUCACGGACAACCAACCUACAUGUCUCAUCGAUUGAUUCCCUUCUCUCUGGUGCUGACCUCUACUCCUCAUCAAACCGAUCCCCAAGCGCGUUUCUUCUCCGAGGUCAUUCCACCUCUCAAGGCCAAGAUGGAUAUUGCCACAAACCCAGUGAUGAAGUCCUUCCUUGCGGGGUCCCUUUCCGGUACCUUCAGCACCAUCUUGUUCCAACCACUCGAUUUGGUCAAGACCAGGAUUCAGAAUCAUCACCAAUAUGCCACCGCCAAUCAUGCCCUGGCGUCUUCGGCCACAUCCGGAGGGCGACUCGUUCACUCCUUGAGCAUGUUCUCCGUGGUCCGACAAGUGCUCAAAAGUGAGCAUAUCACCGGGCUUUGGCGGGGCAUCAUCCCUUCGGUCACGCGAACGGUACCCGGCGUGGGUCUAUACUUCAGCUCCCUCCAUUGGCUCAAGACCCACGUGGCCAACGGGAACGACAAGCCAUCGCCCUUGCAGGCCAUCGCCUUGGGCAUGACGGCUCGCUGCAUCGCCGGCACUCUCGUCAUCCCCAUCACGGUAAUCAAGACCCGCUUCGAGUCGGGCACCUACCAAUACAAGAAGAUGAGCCAAGCCUUCGUGCAGAUCUAUGCGCGCGAAGGCGUCCGUGGCUUGUGCUGUGGCCUUAUCCCCACCUUGGUGAGGGAUGCGCCCUUCUCCGGCCUCUAUCUGAUGUUCUACACACAACUGAAGCAACAAGUUAUUCCCAGGCUCGCUCUGUCUGGACCCGAUAACGGGCCCAUCAACGGCUCCAAAGCCGCCCUGUCGCACUUCUCGUGCGGCAUUCUGGCCGGGUUCUUCGCCUCCAUGGUGACCCAUCCGGCGGAUGUGGUCAAGACCAAAAUGCAACUCGAUCCCAAGAGGUUCAACUCGGUGUCCAUCACCCUUCAGCAGAUCCUCCGGACCUCCGGACCGCGCGGACUCAUGGUGGGACUCGCUCCACGAAUGUUGCGACGAACCCUCAUGUCCGCAUUGGCUUGGACCGUCUACGAGGAGAUCAUGCGACAAGUUGGACUUAAAUAGAACAAAUGAGAUUCUACUAACCCAAUCGAAACGAAAAUCCCUUCCAAUCCGUCGAAGAGUUCCAAGUUUUGUACGACAAUAGAGAGAAACCCAAAUCAAGUCAUAAUAACCAUGCAGUUCUUUUUUCUUACACCUGUUGCAUGUACGACACAGCUAACCCUUGGAUUAACACCUCGAUCGGCUAGAUCAAAUGCAAGACUUGUGAUAAUACGUUGAUGCCAUGCUUGGUAUUCAGCGAACUCUUUGAUAAAUCAAUCCUUUAAUAAAAUAAUUCGGUCAUGUAUAAAACAACAACGUAUAGAACUUGGCCGGCGUCUAGUUUG